AUGGCCAAGGAACGGUGCCUUAAAAAGUCUUUUCAAGACAGUCUUGAAGAAAUAAAAAAACGAAUGAAAGAAAAAAGGAAUAAAAACUUGGCAGAGGUUGGCAAGCGAAAGUCUUUUAUCACUGCACCAGGCCAGAUAACUACGAACACUUCUGCGCUACUGAAAAACUACCAAGACAACAACAGAAUGUUGGUUGUAGCUUUGGAAAAUGAAAAAAGCAAAGUGAGAGAAGCCCAAGAUAUCAUUCUACAACUGAAAAAAGAAUGUUACUAUCUUACAUAUCAGCUCUAUAAAUUAAAAGAAAAGCUUAUUUCACAACAAACAGAAGAGCUUGAGCAGCAAAACCAAGAAUUAUAUCCCUCUGGAAUGGACCCCACAAGUGACGACAACAACUCUGGUGAUUUAUUUGUGAAGGAUUUAAUGCAAGUUCCUCAUCAAGAAGAAACUCAUCUUCCAGAUCAAAUAGAAUCAUGCCAAGUAGAAGAGCCAAUACCUACUAUUUCUCAUGAUAGACUGGAAUUUAAUUUGGAUUCAGAUGAAGUAAAGUGUAAUGAUAAUGCCUUACCUAGAACUGUAUCUCUCCGCCACAACGUAAAUAAAACUUUUAACAAUCUAGAUGAAUUCGAUACCUUGGAUAAUUUUGAAGUAAAUCACUUUUCAGUACAGUACUCUGAAUUGGAAAGACUUAGAUUUGCAGACCCACUAAUGAACAAACAUAUUUCUGCAAAUAGAGGAGGAAGUGCAUGUCAGUGGAAUACAGGUCAAAAUAGCCUAUCACCAAAGAUGAUUUGCCCAGAAAGAGCUACUAAAGAAAGGGAGGAUGUCUUAGAGUAUGAAUCUGCACAAAUUAAAAGUGAACACAGAGAUGUACAACGAAGAAAAAGAAAUAAGAAAAGGCGUGACAGGAGAAAAUCAAAAGGUGUGCCAAAGAAUAAACGUGCAAAUAAAAACCUCAUUUCUCAAGAAAACGCUCACAUUGAUGCUUACAAUUUUAAUGUGGAAGAGAGUGUUCAUCUUACUCCUUUCCGUCAAAAAACCCUCACAUCUGAAAGGGAAGAACACAACAGUGACUGUGAAGUGGACAGCAUCUGCCAAUCAGGUAGUUCAGAUGAUUCUGAUGACCUCUAUAUCCCCACUUGCAAGUACGAUCAAGAGCACUCCAGCCAGCCAAAUAGCCCCAUCACCAGGCAUCGAUCCAAGAGAGGACUAAAAUUUCCAGAUACAGAAAAUGAAGUGGAGGCCUCCAAGCCAGCAGAUAGUCCGAGCAGUGAACUACCUGAAACUCCUCAAUCGCCUCAUUUUAGCCUGAAGGAUAUCACCAAUGACCUCUCUCAUCCUGUAGUAAGAAUCAGAAAACUCUCUCUUUCUCCACAAAUGACUAAAGAAAGUCCAGCAGUAUCUCUGCCUAAGCGUAGAUGCACAGCCAGAGUGAACUAUAAGGAACCUACACUUGCUUCGAAGCUGAGAAGAGGGGACCCUUUUACAGAUUUGUGUUUCUUGAAUUCACCUAUUUUCAAGCAGAAAAGGGAUUCUAGGCGCAGUUCUAAAAGGAAAAAAAGUAUGCCCCACAUACGAUGA
Messenger RNA from Sorex fumeus (smoky shrew), 1578 nucleotides. RefSeq names its product shugoshin 1 (gene SGO1). The record is from RefSeq and is a predicted model, not a curated record. Gene Ontology annotation, biological process: meiotic chromosome segregation. Lineage: Eukaryota; Metazoa; Chordata; Mammalia; Eulipotyphla; Soricidae. The transcript has 7 exons. Gene Ontology annotation, cellular component: chromosome, centromeric region; nucleus. The coding region runs from base 1 to 1578 and encodes 525 amino acids.